UUCCACCCACUUCAUCGUCUGACAAAACCCUAGCUCGUUCCCCGCUCUCGCCUUAAGCCUCACCUUUCCUCUGCCCCCAAGCGCAACAAGCGAAAGAGCGAAGCACCGAAGCGGCGGCGGCGAGUGGUGGUAGCCAUGGCGGAGCUCAAGCGGCUGUCGGAGAGCCGCGACCUGAUGCGGAUCGAGCGCAUCGGCGCGCACUCCCACAUCCGGGGGCUGGGGCUGGACUCCUCCCUGGAGGCCCGCGACGCAUCGGAGGGCAUGGUCGGGCAGCUCCCCGCCCGCCGCGCCGCCGGCCUCAUGCUCCAGCUCAUCCGCCAGGGCAAAAUUGCCGGCCGCGCCGUCCUCCUCGCGGGCCAGCCCGGCACCGGCAAGACCGCGCUCGCCAUGGGCAUCGCCAAGUCCCUCGGCGCCGAGACGCCCUUCGCCUCCAUCGCCGCCUCGGAGCUCUUCUCCCUCGACCUCUCCAAGACCGAAGCGCUCACCCAGGCCUUCCGCCGCGCCAUCGGCGUCCGUAUCAAGGAGGAGGCGGAGAUAAUCGAGGGCGAGGUCGUCGAGGUCUCUAUCGACCGCCCCUUAUCUGCCGCCGGUGCUGGCGGCAGCUCGGGCGCGCCUUCCGGUGCUACUGCAGCCGGGAAGACCGGGCGACUCACGCUGAAGACCACGGACAUGGAGACGGUGUACGAGCUUGGGGGAAAGAUGAUUGAGGCUCUUGGGAAGGAGAAGGUACAGAGUGGGGAUGUGAUUGCGCUUGACAAGGCCUCCGGGAAGGUCACCAAGCUUGGCCGCUCCAUCGGGAGGUCGCGGGAUUAUGAUGCUGUUGGCCCGCACACCAAGUUUGUCAAAUGUCCUGAUGGUGAGCUCCAGAAGCGCAAGGAGGUCGUGCACUGUGUCACCUUACAUGAGAUUGAUGUCAUCAAUAGCAGGACACAGGGUUUUCUUGCACUGUUCACUGGUGACACUGGUGAAAUUCGUGCAGAGGUUCGAGAGCAGAUUGACACAAAAGUUGCAGAGUGGAGGGAGGAAGGAAAGGCUGAGAUUGUGCCUGGUGUUCUGUUUAUUGAUGAAGUCCACAUGCUAGAUAUCGAAUGCUUCUCUUUCCUAAACCGUGCAUUGGAAAAUGAUAUGGCUCCGAUCCUAGUUAUUGCCACAAACCGAGGGAUCACAUCCAUCCGCGGGACAAACUACCGGUCGCCACACGGGAUACCGCCAGAUUUCCUUGACCGCCUCUUGAUCAUCACGACGCAGCCGUACACAGAGGAUGAGAUCCGAAAGAUCCUAGACAUCAGGUGCGACGAGGAGGACGUGGAAAUGGCCACGGACGCCAAGGUUCUGCUCACGAAGAUUGGCGUGGAGACCUCCCUGAGGUAUGCCAUCCACCUGAUCACCGCUGCCGCGUUAGCCUGCCAGAAGCGCAAGGGCAAGGUGGUGGAGAUGGAGGACAUAAGCCGGGUCUACCAGCUCUUUCUCGAUGUGAAGCGGUCGACGCAGUAUCUGAUGGAGUAUCAGAGCCAGUACAUGUUCAGUGAAGUGCCAGGGGAGGCGGGUGGAGAUGAUGCCAUGCAGUCUUAGAUGAAUUUUGUUACAAUUUAACUGGGUUAGUCUGUACUUGGUGUAUUUCGGAUGCUUGUUUGGGUUGCUGUUACCCUGACAACGCGUGGUGUGUGGAAUGGACUAUAUGUUAGCUGCUAUAGGUCAAUGUAUCUUAUCAAAUUGCAUCCCAGGUUGGAGUCGUGGUUUGUUUA
Messenger RNA from Phragmites australis (common reed), 1745 nucleotides. RefSeq lists its product as uncharacterized. NCBI's taxonomy places the organism in Eukaryota, Viridiplantae, Streptophyta, Magnoliopsida, Poales, Poaceae. Bases 136 to 1572 code for a protein of 478 amino acids. The transcript is spliced from 2 exons. Gene Ontology annotation, cellular component: Ino80 complex; R2TP complex; NuA4 histone acetyltransferase complex. Gene Ontology annotation, molecular function: ATP binding; ATP hydrolysis activity; DNA helicase activity. The record is from RefSeq and is a predicted model, not a curated record. Gene Ontology annotation, biological process: chromatin remodeling; regulation of transcription by RNA polymerase II; box C/D snoRNP assembly.